CGAAAACACAGAGGCUUGGGUUAGGCUGGAAGAAAUUAAAAAAUUUCAAGUCUUCAGUCACGACUGUAUUUGAGCAAGUCAAUGCAUUGCUGUUACACAACAGACAAAAAAAUUGCCCUUGGAAGGCAAGCUAUUUAUAAUAUAUUCAUAUAUAUGCCAUGUUAGGCCCUCAUGAUAAUAUCUUUUUUUUUUAGUAUGGCAGCCUUAAUGGCAAGUAAUGUGCACUGCUGUAUAUGGAAUUGGCUGUAGAGCAAGCCAGGUAAAAUAUACAUGAGUAAAAUUAUCCUUUUAUGGCUCUCCAAAAUGUUUUUGAAUGUUUCCUUGGAAUUUAUGGCAAUUCAUUAUCAGAUAUUAAUUAUACGUGUUCUGGACUUCCAUUUAUUUUGGUUAGCAAUCAUUGGUUACCAAUCUAAACUGUACCAGUGAGUUUUGAUUGCUAUUAUUAGUCAUAUGAAAAGUACAAUUAAAUUUAUGAUAAUUUUAUAUGGCAAUUUACAAAGGAGUGUUUAGAAUUUACACAUAUAAAAACCAUCUCACAGGAUACAAUAUUUACUCAAGUUUUAUGGUGUCGUGUGAGAUCAAACUGCCUAUGCCAUGAACAGCAAGGAGGCAAUCACAGUGGAUUCAAGUGGUUCUGAUAUACUACUACCAGAAAUUGUUGGUGUUUUGCUUGUGGAUAGUGAUUCUCUAUGUCUUACAAUUCUAUCAAAAAUGCUGCUUAAAUAUGGAUAUAAAGUCUUCACUGCCAAGCGAGCCACUGAUGGAUUAUGCAUUAUCCGGGAGAGAGAAGGUGAACUCAACCUUGUCCUGGCUGAGGCUCACUUACCUGAUAUGGACAAAUAUGAGCUCCUUGAGACAGUGGGAGAAAUGUCUAAAUUACCAGUUGUUAGUUGCCUGUUUAAAGGGGCUGCAUUUUAUCUUGUGAAGCCAGUCACCAUGAAUGAUAUUAGAAACCUCUGGCAAUUUACUUUCAUGAAGAAAACAGAUAGAACAAUGGCUUCUGAAGAGUUAAGUAGCAUUUCAUCAGAACAUGAUACUGAAAGCCAAAUAAUCUCAAAAAGAGCGAGAAGGGAAGAACAAAAAGAGAUGGAGAAAGAUGUUGAUAAUUCAUCUGUCCUUAAGAAGCCAAAGCUAAUUUGGACUGAAGAGCUACAUAAUAGAUUCUUACAAGCUAUUAGAGUGCUCGGCAUUGAUGGAGCACAUCCAAAGAAAAUACUUCAGUAUAUGAAUGUCCCAGGUCUAAGGAAAGAAAAUAUUUCCAGCCAUUUACAGAAAUACCGCCUUGCCUUAAAACGGAAACAAGAUUUAAAAAACACCAUGAACAUGGAUUAUGAUGAAUCAAAUCUUGCAGCAUUCAAUCUAUCUACAAUGGAUUUACAGGGAGACUCAUAUCAAGUUCAGGAGAUGCAAUCCUUGACGUCUUUUCAACCAAAAUUUGGAAGCUAUAACUAUGAGCCAAAGGAUGUCAGCGGUUGCUUGUCUAUGCCUUUUCUUGGUAAUACCCAUUCUUUUAAUCAUGUAGGGCCAAAUUGUAAACACGGGCAACAGACACUAUCCAACAACCUGGUAGAUUCUACUUAUCCCUGUUCUGGUUUUGCUGGAAAGUCGGCAGAUUUUCAGCCAAUGGAAGAUUCUAAUGGAGAAGAUAUUUUCAUGGCUUUAUCCGAUUUUCUAGACCCUGGCUUUGAAAGUUAAAGCUAAGGUCAAGUCAACAGCAUUGAAACAAGUAGAAGAGAGAAAACAACAACGGAACCUUGUUGUACCACAUGAUAAAGUAGAUGAUAGUUUUUGGAGACUUUGAUGUGGCUAAAGUUCCUUGACAAAGAUUUUAAUGAUGUAUGGUACAUCAAUGUGUUUUUCUUCCAGUUUCAUAUUUGUUCAAUUUUGAUGGUUCUGAAGUGACUGGUUGAAUGUGGGAUAGUUUGUUAUUUUGACUUGAGAAGUCUGUUUCAUUAAUGCAGUGCUUCUGGCCAUGCCAUACCCACUGUUUGGUGAAAAAUUA
Messenger RNA from Mangifera indica (mango), 2002 nucleotides. RefSeq names its product two-component response regulator ARR2-like. Bases 595 to 1695 code for a protein of 366 amino acids. The record is from RefSeq and is a predicted model, not a curated record. Gene Ontology annotation, molecular function: DNA binding. NCBI's taxonomy places the organism in Eukaryota, Viridiplantae, Streptophyta, Magnoliopsida, Sapindales, Anacardiaceae. Gene Ontology annotation, biological process: phosphorelay signal transduction system; cytokinin-activated signaling pathway. The transcript has 5 exons.